GUAAUGCAAAACAAAGAAGAUUUAGCAAUUUGGUUAAAAAAUAUUGAUGAAUUUGGAUUUUGUUUUAUAGACAAUGUUCCCCCUACAAUUAAAGAAACAGAAGAGUUAGCAAAGAGGAUUUGUUUCAUUCGGGAAUCCCAUUAUGGAAAAUUUUGGGAUUUUACUGCUAAUAUGGAACAUGGAGAUACUGCUUAUACCACUUUAGCUCUAAAAGCUCAUACCGAUAACACAUAUUUCACAGAUCCAUCUGGGUAA
Dentiscutata erythropus is the source of this 255-nucleotide messenger RNA. The record is from the annotation of a GenBank genome assembly. Lineage: Eukaryota; Fungi; Glomeromycota; Glomeromycetes; Diversisporales; Gigasporaceae.